UUUCUAAUUAGUUACUGUCAGAGAAAUUUUAACCUUCUCCUUAUCUUGAGUCUUGAAGUAAUUAUUAUACAAUCAACGUGAAAGUGAUAUAACCCUUACAACAUUAUUCAAUUCGAAAAAAUUUUACUUGAAAUUCAAAGCUUUACUAAGAAGCAGAAUUUUAUCAUUUAAAGCGAUGACAAAAGACCCAUCUUUUUUGUCGUCUUUCCUUUAAAAUCUCGUAGUACAAUCUUCGUUUUAUAUAUAUAUCUUUAUUUUAAUACAUGAUUUAUUUCUUUCAAUUGUUAAUACAAUAUAUCCACGUGUUUAAUAGAUCAUGUGGAAUUCAAAAAUUAGUGAACGUGAUGAACCACACAUUAGAACUUAUGCCGAGAUAUUAAAACAAAAACAGGAUGAUGAAGGAUAUCAAACAACAAGUUCAAUACGACAAGAUCGUGUUGAAAAUGAUAUACUGAAAUUAUAUAAAUUAAGUAAUGAACCUGUUUUAACAAGACAGAAACAUAUUCAGUUCUUAAAAAAAUCUUUGUUUCAUCUUACUGAAGCUUACCAGUGUUUAGAUUCUAGCAGACCGUGGCUAUGUUAUUGGAGUCUACAUUCUCUUCAAAUCCUAGGAGAACGUUUAGAAUAUGAUGAAUAUUCAAAAAUUAUUGGUUUUUUGGCCAAAUGUCAAUCACCAGAAGGAGGCUUUGGAGGAGGUCCAGGGCAGCAUCCUCAUUUAGCCUCUACAUAUGCAGCAAUAAAUGCUUUAUGUACUAUUGGUACUCCUCAAGCUUAUCAAGUAAUUGAUAGAAAAGGGCUUAAACAAUUUUUAGCAUCUUUACAUGGAGAAGAUGGUUCUUUCAGUCUACAUAAAGAUGGAGAAACAGAUAUAAGAGGAAUAUAUUGUGCUCUUUCUGUAGCAAAACUGACAAAUGUAUAUACACCUGAAAUAUUUAAGGGAAGUGAAAGUUGGAUAGCUAAAUGUCAAACAUGGGAAGGUGGUUUUGGUGGUUCUCCUGGCAUGGAAGCUCAUGGAGGAUAUGGAUUUUGUGGGUUAGCAGCACUUAUGCUUCUUGGAAAACCUCACUUCUGUUGUUUGAAAUCAUUUCUGAGGUGGAUAGUAAACAAACAAAUGCGUUUGGAAGGUGGAUUCCAGGGGCGCACAGAGAAACUAGUAGAUGGCUGUUAUUCAUUUUGGCAAGGUGGAGCCUUUCCACUGAUUCAUACAAUUUUAAGUAUGGAGAACAAAGUGUUUAAUUCCGCAUAUUGGUUGUUUAAUCAAGAGGCCUUACAAGAAUAUUUAUUAAUCUGCUGCCAACAUCCUCAUGGGAGUCUUGUAGACAAGCCUGAAGUCAAGAUGUAUAUCAUACAUGUUAUGCACUUAGCGGAUUGUCAAUUGCACAGAAUUCCCCAUUGCCAUUGAUCAUUGGAUCGCCUAAUUUAAAUUUAGUGAAAAUAAUUCAUCCUUUGUAUAAUUUAGAAAAUUCUUGUGCAAUUAAUGCAUUGAAAUAUUUUAAUACGCUGCCGAUACCUGACUGAGCAUAUAUUUAAUAUUCAAAAUAAAUUGAUAGAAUAUAAA
This is a messenger RNA of Bombus pyrosoma, 1558 nucleotides long. RefSeq names its product protein farnesyltransferase subunit beta (gene Fntb). Lineage: Eukaryota; Metazoa; Arthropoda; Insecta; Hymenoptera; Apidae. Gene Ontology annotation, biological process: protein farnesylation. The transcript has 6 exons. The record is from RefSeq and is a predicted model, not a curated record. Gene Ontology annotation, molecular function: protein farnesyltransferase activity. Gene Ontology annotation, cellular component: protein farnesyltransferase complex. Bases 317 to 1402 code for a protein of 361 amino acids.